Gryllus bimaculatus (two-spotted cricket) is the source of this 2946-nucleotide messenger RNA. Lineage: Eukaryota; Metazoa; Arthropoda; Insecta; Orthoptera; Gryllidae. The record is from the annotation of a GenBank genome assembly.
AUGACAUUGCGAGACUUCGCCUUGGCAUCUUUGGAGGUUUGUCUCUUCAAGCAGCCUACCAACGCUAUUAUAACGGCCGUGUUUCAGGAUUCUCCAGAACCGAGAUCAUCAGAGACAACUGAACCGGCAAUAAGGAACGAAAGGGAGCAGAAGUCUCGGCCAUGCGGAUCGACGGCCGUUGAUAGCGAUGACGUUCCAGAUGGAACCGGUGAGGUCGUGACUUCGGCUCCGGAGAUCUUUCGACUGGUGCCUGGCUUCGUCAUUUUCGCUCGGCUGCAAGCGCCCGACUUCUUCGCGGAUUUCGUGGACUUCUUUUUCAAGAAGAAGAAGUGGCCCACCUUCGACCGCAUUCCCGAAGAAUUUCGAGCCCUUUGCGACAAAUGCGGUGUUGCCGCUGAAUCAUACGAAGACAUGCCUGGUUUUGCCCCUGAAUGGGUGUUUCAUUUGAAAAUAAUGGAUUAUGAGUUGUUUUGGAACUCCAUUCACCAGUUUUUUGAUAAGAAGACCUUUCCGACCUGGAAGUCGUUGCCCGAGAGUAUUACAUAUUGGUUUCGAAAUUUGAAUCUAAGGGAAUUUGAAUAUCCUUCGAAUUCUAAGUUUGAUAAACUUCCAAAGGUUUCAGAAGAAAGGAUCGGAUUACCACGGAAGAAAAAAUCUCCGUCAACAAAGAGCUUCUUGAAUUCGACAGUGAUGCCACAUGAAGAUUACAGUCAGAAGCCUCGAAUGAUGUGGCUUCUUCCCAUGCCUCCCUUGGGAUCAUCAGAGGAAGAACAAUAUCAGAGACAAGGAAGAAGCUCCGUCCCCGAAUCUUCCCAAUGGGUGCCUCCACAGUGUCCGGCUCAGGUGCAGAAUCAGUACCAGAGUAUGUGCCCCCUAGCAAGGACGAUUGUUCGGGAACACCAACCAGCCGAGCUCGAAGAACGUGAGAAAAGAGGCGACUGUAAUUCUGAUGAUCGCGACGUCGAGAGUGACCGUCAAGAUACCCACUUCGCCCCCAAAGGAUAUCGCUUCAUCCCGUCCUUUGUGGUCCUCUCCAAACGCCUCAACUGGGACUUCUUUCCGAAGUUCGUCCACUAUUUCCUCGACAACAAGAGAUGGCCGACAUUUGCAGACACUCCUCGCGAAUUCCAGGAUUAUUGUGCUAAUUACGGAGUCGGACCAGACUCCUACGAAUAUCUCCCAGGAUUUGCGCCGGAAUGGGUUUUCCAUCUGCGGAUCAUGGAUGAGCAAUGGUUCUGGAAAGUCAUUCACUAUUUUUUCCAGGAAAGAGUGUUCCCAUGUUGGAAGUGGUUACCACUUAAAUUUGAGACUUGGUUCAAGGAAUUGAAACUUGGUGAAUUUGAUUAUCCUGACAAAAAGAACAAAUACGAAAGGAUCCCCAAGAAAAUUAAAGAGCGGUUUGGAAAUUUUCUGGAACAUCGUUUGCGUUUAACCAAGAGAAAGUUUCCAAAGCCAAAAUUUCCUGUUCGAUUGGAUGAAACAUAGCAUUUGCAUCGUGAAUUUAUUUUAGCUUCAUUUCUUAAGAGCUGGAGCAUUGUAUUAUAAAUAAAUGUACCAUUGAUCAACAACUGUGAAUAAUAAAGACUGAUGUUUUCUUUUACUAUAUUUUCUUACGUAGCCACGGUAUGUUUGGAUGUCAGAGUGGUGGGAGGCACCUGGAUGGAGAAAGUGACAUAGUGACUUAAGUAGUGACGAGACGCUCUGCGAAUCUGCAGCUACAUUACGAUGUAACAAAAAAGUUUGAUCAAAUUUCUUUUUCAACACUUAUGCAUUGGAACCCGUGCAUACCUUCAUUAUUUCUUGGUUGAAGAGUACUACGUUGUAGUACGGAUAAAGUGGACAAGCCGUUCGUGAUCUGCAAAGAAGUAACGGCUCUACGAUAUCACAUACUUUCUCGCACUCUCGGCUGGAGCGGUGCCUCGCUGGUGGGAGAUAACUCGAUGAAGAAAAUCCCGCUAGCAGACGUAGAGCGGUGCCGGAUCUUACCGUCCACCGAGGGAACAAUGUGGCAAUCUCCCGUGAUAAAAACAUGCCUAUACUCACGGGACUAAUUGCCUCAGCAUUGACGCGCCCGUAAUCGUCCGGUAUCAUUAACCAUUCAAUCAGUUAGUCUUGUCUUAGUAAAUAAAAUUUGUGCCAUGAAAUAACAGUGAAUUCAGUAUCACAGCGUUUCAUCAAGUGCAGUAAGCGCAUCGGAACCAUAAAAACACGUGUUGUUCAACACGUAUUUCAAAAUAUCUUAGAGUGAAUCGACACAGAAAUGUGCCUAUCGGUUUGUCUUGUUUAGAAGUUCCAAAUUAGCUACUGAUCACCUCUGGAGGCGGCAUAAGUCACCGAAAACACGUUUUCAAAUACUUAAAUAAAAAAAAUCCUUCUUUUAGAGAAAUGUCCAAGAAUCUUUUGGAUGUAUCCGCCAAAAUAAAAAGCUAUCAGUUUCAUUCCGCGAGACGAGACGUGUUGAACGACACCUCAUUUGACUUAAUUGGUGGACAACAAGGGCUCUAACCGUGAGUGACGAAGAGACGGACGAACGCAGUUAAUUAACAACUACGUAAGAAUAAGAUAAUUUGUGGAAUUUAAAAAGAAUAGGAAUUAUGAACAAAAAGCAACAAAUAAUCCAUCAUCUUCUUAAUUGAAAUGUAUGAUAAAGUUUCAAGACGAAUGUUUCAACAAUAACAGUUUAUUGGAACAAUUUCAGCUUUACAAACAAAGAGCCACUAUCCAAAUCAUACCAAAAACAAUGACAGGUAUACCAAUUGCCAGAAAAGAAAGUACCAAGUCCUUAGCCGUUCGCGGUAUCACCAGAAGAUAGUUCGUAGCCUACACUGCGAUGUUUAUAAAGUUGCCCUGGAAGGCCCAACUUCUCAGUGGCAUUAGGCCACUACAUUUCGCGUCUUUCUCGGUCGUGCCGCCCAAUGUUGCAUGAUCGCUGUGAAGACGGGUCUU